Stylonychia lemnae is the source of this 1110-nucleotide messenger RNA. The record is from the annotation of a GenBank genome assembly. NCBI's taxonomy places the organism in Eukaryota, Ciliophora, Spirotrichea, Sporadotrichida, Oxytrichidae.
AUGGAUAAAAAUCAUCAACCUUACUCUUCAAGAAAGCCCUAACCUAGGAGAGUAUCUAAAAAGGUUUACUCUGAUUUAAUUUCAGAUGAUAUUGAUGGCUUAAGAGAUCCGUUAAUUUCAAGAGAUUUAUUAGACUAUAACUAAAAUCCAAGCGUAAAAAGCAAAGAUACAUCAAGAUCAUUUGUUAAAUGCGAUGAGUUAACUGGAAAAUUUGCAUAUGAGUCUCUGGCUAAGAUUGCAUUUGGCAGGAGAUGGAAACCAUUUGUAUCCCUAAUGAUGCUGAUCUGUGUUGUUUACCCUCUAUCUAUUCCGACUGAAAUAAAUCAGACUAUGGUAAUGUCUGCAAUUGGAGCAAUUUGCAGUAUAUUUACAGUUUUUGUGAUUGUUUAUGAAUUUCUAGCAGAUAGAUUAGUGGUUCCUGAUAUUUCUGGUCAAUUUUAACACAUUAAAUAUUUUAUCUUAGAUUGGGAUAGAUUUGUGGAAUCCACACCUUUUGUUGUAUUCUUAUAUAUGUAUCAAGGUAUCAUACCUUAGAUGUAUAGAGAACUUGAUCGCAGAAAUCUCAACAGAAUGGAUAGAAUAAUUCUAAGAAGCAGUAUUGGAACAGUAUUUAUUUACUUGAUAAUUGGAAUUUUUGGGUAUCUUACAUUUGUCGAUAAAAUUCAGGAAUAAAUCUUAGAUCCUAAAAGAAAUGGUAAUAUUCUAGAAUGCGAUUAUUAGGGGUCAAAGUUAGUAUAACUUGCAAGAGCAUCAGUUACCUUUUCUUUAAUAGCUACUGUGCCACUAUGUUUAAUUCCCGCUAAAGAUUCAUAUAUGCAAAUGGUUGGCAUUAGAGAAUUGAAUGAUGAAAAUAAUUCAAAGCUAUCUAUCGGCUUAGUACUGGUCACUUAUAUUGCUACUGUGGCCAUCCCAAAUAUUAGAGGGGCAAUAACAUUACUUGGUGCUACAGUCAAUCCAUUCAUUGGGUUUAUUUUUCCCAUUAUGUUCUAUCUAAAAUUAGAUCCAUAACCACUAGCAAGUAAAGACAAAAUUAUUGCUAUCCUUGUCAUGAUCUUUAUAAUCUUUGCUAGCAUACUAGGUCUGCUAUAGUACUUCCUUAAAGAGGUUUGA